Mugil cephalus (flathead mullet) is the source of this 2114-nucleotide messenger RNA. It is a transcript of the gene tmem53, whose product is annotated as transmembrane protein 53. The record is from RefSeq and is a predicted model, not a curated record. The transcript is spliced from 3 exons. NCBI's taxonomy places the organism in Eukaryota, Metazoa, Chordata, Actinopteri, Mugiliformes, Mugilidae. The coding region runs from base 190 to 1047 and encodes 285 amino acids.
AACUCCUCCGGGUUGAGGGUGGGGGGUACCAUGACAGUUGAGACAGCAGCUUACAGUAUUACAGUGUCCAUCACAGUCAGAGUGCUGCUGUGUGAGGGGGUUUCUCCGUUUUUGUUUUGUUUUUAACAACGGCCAAAUGUGUCAGACUCUAACGGCAGAUAACGACAGCUGAUACUCUUGCGUUCAGAAAUGGCAGCCGAGGAAAUAGACUACAACAUCGUGUUUCCAGAUGCAGGGAUAUCUGAGAGACACUGGCAGGGGACAAAGGAGCCGGUUGUGAUACUGCUGGGCUGGGCUGGCUGCAAAGACAAGCACCUCUCCAAAUACAGCUCCAUCUACAACGAACAGGGGUGUGUCACCAUCCGCUACACAGCCCCCUUAAAGACAGUCUUCAUCUCCGAGUCCUUUGGCUACAAGGAGCUGAGAAGUACGGCCCUCAAGCUGCUGGAGAUCCUCUUCGACUAUGAGGUGGAGAACAGUCCCAUUUUCUUUCACGUAUUCAGCAACGGCGGCUUCAUGCUAUACCGUUACAUCGUAGAGCUGUUGCACAAUGACAAACAGUUCAGCUCACUGUAUUUGAUAGGGGCUGUAGUGGACAGCGCCCCCGGCAGUGGGAAUGUCCGCGGGGCCCUGCGAGCACUGACGGCCACCUUGGGGCCAAAAAUAAGUCCCGUUUUGCGGUACGUCCUCCUAGCUCUCUUCGCAGUGACUGUUUUCCUCUUGCGAGUCGUGCUGUACCCCUUGACCAAGUACGUCCACAAGAACCACUACGACGCCGUGCAGGACAGCCCGCCCGCCUGGCCUCAUUUGUACCUAUACUCCAAAGCCGACCAGGUGAUCAGGCACAAGGACGUCGAGCUCUUCGUGGAGUCUCUGAAGCUGAAAGGCGUCCCCGUGGACAGUUUCGAUUUUGAGUCCAGUCCUCACGUCGGCCAUUUCCGGGAUUUCCCUGAGCGGUACGCUCUCAAGUGCCGCAACUUCCUCGUUUCUUGCAUGAAAGACUUGGAAGGGACUGAAAUAAAAAGGAGACGUGUUCAAAGUCAGUGAAACUUGGAAAGUGUCUGAGAUCGGGAGAUUUCGCCAAGUAGUCUUUUCACUAAUUUACCUUUGACGGGAAGAAAAUCACACUGCUUAGUUUUUUUCUGCGACGGUCAGGAAAAUCAGACAGAAAAUGGGAGAUUUCUGCAAUUUUGCCACUGAACUACAUCAAGAUGGAUGUUCUCCUAUCUUGGUGCGUGCACUUAAAAGGAAGGUUCCACAAAUGUGGUCUAGUUACACUCCUCAUAUAGGUCCAGUAUGUAGGAUUUUGUGACAGUGGGAAUGCAGACUCCAACGUAAUAGCCAACUUGGCUCACUGAACUCUGGUAAGCAUGAAGAUGAAGCUAAAAAUGCAAAGUGACCUCUAGAAUCUAGAGUCAAUGUUUGCUUUGUCUGGUCUGGGAAACAUAAUCAUCAGUAUUAUAUUCCAUUUCCACCUUUAAAUCCUACACACCGGACCUCUUAUCUGUAUGUCUUAAAGACCCUCCAUGAAACACUGUAACUCACAUGCUGCUGAAGCGUGUGAGAUAAAGGCCUAACCCUGCCCUCUCAAAUGUUUUUCACACCUUCAUGUACCACGUUAAACUAUAUCUUAAUAAAACCAAUAGAAACAGUUGCUGUACACUGGAAAAUUGGGACUUUAGGAUGAUAUUUAGUAUUUAAUAUUGCUGUGAAAUGUGAUGCAUCGUAGAUUAGUAGUAGUGACUCUAAAACUGAUGAAAGUGGUUAAUCUAUCUUCUAUUUAUGAAAUUUAAUAAUAUGUCUCCUUAUUUUCAUUUUUGAUUGGUUAUUAAUUAAAUUAAGUAAAUAUAACGAAGACAACUGUCAAAUAUUUAAAAUGACUGACUUGUUUUCUUCACUAAAAAAAAAAAAAAAAAAAGUAUUUCCCUGUUCAAAAAGUUUAGAAGAAUCGGCCCUGAUAUGUGAAUCAAGGUGUGUUUAGUUCAAGGACAAAGUUGAUUGACAAUGAAUGUAUAUGUAUAUGUCCUCCACAGCGGAUGUGUUCCUUUUAACUGAUGUGCCUUCAAUAAACCAGAAUGCUCAUUAAAAAAAAAGAAAACUGUUAUUUCCAGAUA